Messenger RNA from Girardinichthys multiradiatus, 583 nucleotides. RefSeq names its product replication protein A3 (gene rpa3). The transcript has 4 exons. Gene Ontology annotation, molecular function: damaged DNA binding; single-stranded DNA binding. Gene Ontology annotation, cellular component: DNA replication factor A complex; nucleus; site of double-strand break. Gene Ontology annotation, biological process: base-excision repair; double-strand break repair via homologous recombination; DNA replication. The record is from RefSeq and is a predicted model, not a curated record. NCBI's taxonomy places the organism in Eukaryota, Metazoa, Chordata, Actinopteri, Cyprinodontiformes, Goodeidae. Bases 1 to 468 code for a protein of 155 amino acids.
AUGCACCGCCCGCGCGGAGUGACGUGGCGUAAAACACAAGUAACGCAAAAUUUCCCGCGCGCUGUUGUCUCAUCUCCAACAAAGCAGCGACCCGCGAAGAUGGCAGGUAUCCUAGACGUCCCAAAGCCGAGAAUAAACUGCUCCAUGCUGUCGCAGUUCAUCAACCGGGCCGUCUGCUUCGUCGGGCGUGUUGAAAAGGUUCACCCUACUGGCAAAAUGUUCACUGUGAUGGAUGGAGAGGGAAAUGCUGCAACAGUGGAACUAAACGAACCUCUUGAAGAAGAGCUGAGCGGAAUUGUGGAGAUUAUUGGGAUGGUGUCGAACAAAGGAGAAAUAAUGGCCAACACAUACAACAUGCUGAGAGAGGACAAGGGUGUUCCCUUUGAUUUAGAGCUGUACAACGAAGCACUGAAGGUCAUCCAUGACUUCCCCCAGCAUUACCCUUUCCAGGUGACUGCAAGCGGAUGAAGAAGACUGUGUGAGAAGAUUGUGUUCAUUGUUUGUGUUUUUUUCUGUUUUACGUGUGCGAAGGUGAAGGUUGUACAAAAGCUUCUGCAAUAAAAUGUAUAUAAAUGCAAAAAAA